AUGAAAAGACAAGCAGUAGAAAGAGGAGGAGGGAAAAUAACGAAUUCGCAGCACACGAUACCGUUCGUCGUGCAGAUAACUAAAACAGGGGAGACCACUCUGGAAGUUGAAUAUCAGGUGAUAGAUGGUGGUGAUAUGGAUGUUAGCUUUUAUAUCCAGGCCCCUAGUGGAUCUAUCCUUGUAGCAGAAGACAAGAAAUCUGACUCUGCACAUAAAGUUGAUAUUCAGUUAACAGGAACAUAUAAAAUAUGCUUUGACAACACUUUCAGUCGUUUUUUUCGGAAGGUUGUGUAUUUUGAUAUCAUUACUGAAAAUGAAGAUGAUGAAAUUGAUAAUCGUAAUUGGACCUUUAGUAAAGAUGAUGCAGCUGAAUUAAUGGAAAUUAAGCUGGAAGAUUUUAAGUCCAUUGUGGAACGUGUUAAAGAAAACCUUGAAAGAUCACAUCAAGUACAAAACUACUUGAAAAUGUUUGAAGCCAGGGAUCGGAAUAUCCAGGAAUCUAACUUUGAACGGAUCAUGAAUAACUAUCGUUUACAUCACUAG
This is a messenger RNA of Acanthosepion pharaonis, 543 nucleotides long. The record is from the annotation of a GenBank genome assembly. Lineage: Eukaryota; Metazoa; Mollusca; Cephalopoda; Sepiida; Sepiidae.